AUGGAUUCACAUGAAUACAAAGAAAACUAUUAUGAUGCAAAUAUUAUGAAAAGAAGAAGAGCGUAAGAUAAAGUGAUGGUUGCUCCAAUCCUGGAAGUCUUUAUGGAUAUUUGUAAGAAACUAGAUUAUACAUCAAAGGAAUAUUUAUAGAUGGUGAUACCAAUUAAUGAAUCAAGAGAAGCUCUUUAAAAUACUGAUUAAAUUAUCAUAUUGAAUUACUUGAAAUAAAUAGCUAUUUAUCUGAUAAAAUCGAAAUUAGAAUUAGAGGAUAAAUUGUGCUCUCUUGGGGAUAGCAAGUAAUUUGAAAUUGAGUUAUAGAAGAUGGAAGCAGACAUAAGACAACACAUAAGAGUGCAAUAAUAACUCUAAAUCUUACUAGAAUAAGCUUAAUAGAAGAUAGAUGAAUUUGAAUCUGAAAAACUUAAAUCCGAAUAGUUUAUAACUGAAUUAAAAAAAAGUCUUGAUAAUAAAGAAAGAGAAUUGAUCUCAAUUAAGAACGAACUCCAAGACACAAAACACAAGGGAAACCAAAAGGCUCCCUUCUAAGCAACCAAAACAGAGCCUAUCCAAUCCUCCAUGGAUCACUUAGACAAUUUAUAACUCUUCACCUUGGUUGAGAAUUCUCCGAAUAAAAAUAAUUUUAAUUAAGUGUAAGCAGCAAUUCGCAAGGGACGCAAUCAAUAAUUAAGCAAAGAACCCUAAAAGCCCAAAGGUGAUAACACUCCUUAAUUGAGUAAGUGUUGUUCCAUAAUAAAAGAAUCUUAAACUCAAGACUCCCCAGACAAAAUAGCAAGGAAAUAUUCAUAGCCAAAUUACAUGGAGAUAAAUGCUCUUAGAUAGUUAAUCAAAAAACCAUGUCCACUAAAUCAGAGAAACGAACCUCAGAGUUUUAGGAGCAUUAGUUAAGAACCUUCCCGUGUCCCUAAAAAAUGCUGA
This is a messenger RNA of Paramecium tetraurelia, 936 nucleotides long. RefSeq lists its product as uncharacterized. The transcript has 3 exons. Lineage: Eukaryota; Ciliophora; Oligohymenophorea; Peniculida; Parameciidae. The record is from RefSeq and is a predicted model, not a curated record.